AUGAAGAAACACCCUUUACUGGAGGAACCAUCCCGCUCAGCAAGCUGGUUUCGGGAUCUCGCAUGCGUCAAUGGCGUGCUCAAGUUUAUUGAGAUGGAGAAUCCUGCUCCUCCUGAAAACAAGGAUGAUAUUAUCUCUGAUUCAGACUUGAUCAUGUGGCUUAAGCGCAAAGCUGUGGAUAGGAAUUCCGAGCAGCACCUGUCCUCCUUUAGGAAUGACUGGAGGGCUGUGACAUGGAGUAGGGAAGUUUCGCCGUCAUCGGCUAACUUUUGGCGGCAGACAUGCGCUACUCCUGUUGCUAAGAUAAAGGGUAGCGAACAGUUGUUGAUGAUGCUCAUAAAGGACACCCAACAGCUUGUGACAUUCAGGGACCUCUACUCAGCUUUCCCCAUCCUGAUCCCUGCUGAUAAUGAUCACGAUAUUCUUUAUCUCAAAUCUCUGGAGGAACCCAGUCAUCGGGAUGGAUGGGUGGCUGCUGUUGACAUAGGAAAGAAGGCACUGAAAGAGAUUGCACUGUAUUAUCUUCCGGAUGAUUGGUAUUACAGCCAUAGGUUUAACCCUGAACAUCCUUUCCGUGCAUGUACAUUGUCCAGCCAUAUGGAUAUUACUCCAGGCAUUCAAGUCUCAGCAUUUCGCAAGAUAACAGAGCCUAGCAGCUGUGCAGAUCAGCCAAGCAACAUCUCAGCUAGUGGUUUGCAGGAACUGAGCUCACCAAGGAGCAAACUCCAAAGGCUAUAGCAACUACCAACAACAGUGGAAGCUUUUGUCCUCUCUGCCGCAGAAACCUAGAAACAACUACCCAUCUCUUCACCGAAUGCCCUUUCAGUCUGUUAAGAUAUGGUCUUCCGUUGCCACUCAGCUUAAUCAAGAGGUUUUGAGACCACAGAACUGGCAGAAUGCGCAAGACAACUUUCAAAGUUGGUACAGGAGUCUGGUCGGACAACAAACCAAGGAGCGGCGCAAAACAAUCCUCACACUGGCCAACCUUGUUUGUUGGGAGAUUUGGAAAGAGCGGAACCGACGAAUCUUCGAGAAGGAAGAGAGGACGGCUAGUGCGAUGAUCGCAAAAACAUUAGAGGAGAUUCAGGUUUGGAGACUAGCUGGGGCGCCAAUACCUCUUGUCGCCCAAGUAGGAGGGACACCUUUCGAUCCCGGUUGAUUUUCUACUCCUUGUUUCCUUCUGAAGUUCCCUGUUUUGGGACCUCUAACUUUGUAAAUCAUCUCCUCUAAUGCAAUGAACACAGCAGCUCUCCUGCUGUUAUUCAAAAA
Lolium perenne is the source of this 1269-nucleotide messenger RNA. RefSeq lists its product as uncharacterized. The record is from RefSeq and is a predicted model, not a curated record. Lineage: Eukaryota; Viridiplantae; Streptophyta; Magnoliopsida; Poales; Poaceae.